AUGUUUUAUACCGAAGGUUUACCUUUUAAUAUUGCAAGGAAUCCACACUAUCUCAGGGCUUUUCAAUUUGCUGUUAACAACAAAAUUGAUGGUUAUGUACCUCUUGAUUAUAAUAAGCUAAGAACAACAUUACUACAAAAAGAAAAAUAUAAUGUUCACAUGCUAUUGGAUCCACUUAGGUCUACAUGGAAAGAAAAAGGUGUGACUAUUGCGAAUGAUGGAUGUAGUGAUCCUAAAAGAAAACCUCUAAUCAAUUUCAUGGCUACCUCAGUGGCUCGAUGGGCGAAGAAUAACACUCCCCUACAUUGUUUAGCUCACUCUUUAAAUCCUUGUGAUGCAUGGUUACUUGAGGAUUCUAGAAGAUGUGCUCCACAUAGGGAUGGAGAAAUUUCACAAGAAAAGAUGAAAUGUUUUCGAAGGUUGUUUCUUAAUGAUGAUGAGUAUAGCAAAGUCCAUGAUGAGUAUGCGAUGUUUUCAAUGAAGAGUGGUCCUUUUGAGGAUUUGACAAGCAUUUCAUAG
Molecule: messenger RNA, 519 nt
Organism: Lactuca virosa
Lineage: Eukaryota; Viridiplantae; Streptophyta; Magnoliopsida; Asterales; Asteraceae
Source: the annotation of a GenBank genome assembly